This is a messenger RNA of Podospora bellae-mahoneyi, 1537 nucleotides long. RefSeq lists its product as uncharacterized. The record is from RefSeq and is a predicted model, not a curated record. Gene Ontology annotation, molecular function: DNA binding; DNA-binding transcription factor activity, RNA polymerase II-specific; carboxy-lyase activity. The transcript has 4 exons. Gene Ontology annotation, biological process: regulation of DNA-templated transcription; DNA-templated transcription. Bases 551 to 1537 code for a protein of 328 amino acids. NCBI's taxonomy places the organism in Eukaryota, Fungi, Ascomycota, Sordariomycetes, Sordariales, Podosporaceae.
GGAUGGUCUAUUCGAUAGGUGAGUGUCCCUCUCGAUACACGAAUGGGUUGAUGGGAUUCUUUAUGUAUAAGGUAAGGUAGAGAUGCCAUUGCGGGGUCGAGACUGGAGGAGGGGCGCUCAGUCAGCAACCAGGCCGGUGGGGAAAAGCUGCAAUGGUGAUCCGUCCACCCGCUAAUCCCGAGAACCCCACCUCAAAAUUGAAUGCUGGUCGCUGCUCGGCUUCUUUUUCGACAGCAGACAACGACAUCUCGGCUUUGCAUCGGAAUUCAACACCAUCAACGGCCACCAUCAUCCAAGGAACAGCGUGACGGCCCUGGAAAAACCACUUCAUUGAUUGCUCCAAUCCCUGAUCGCCCGCUGCCGCUGCUCCACCCUGAACCAGCUGCGAACCCAGCCCUGUUGCUUGCGCGGGCCACUCGCUGGAGCACCGCUGAAGUUUGGAGGCCCACCUUCGUCAUUCGGUCUUCAUUCGGCCACCUCGAGAUAGCAAUCGUACUCCAACCCGGAACGAACGCCUGAACGGCCGCCCCCCCGUUUUCUGUAAUCCCCAAUGUCGGAGACACAGGAAAGCCCGGGGCCCAGCCUCGAGGAUCUCACACCCGAGGAGGCCAACCGUAUCAUUCACUCCCACCGCAAAGUGAGAUACGGCACUGCAUGCUGGCCAUGCAGACAGAGGAAAGUCAAGUGUGACAACAAGAGCCCCUGUGAGAACUGCGUCAAGAGAGAACAUCCGUCGCUCUGCUCUUACAAGCCCAACCGGUCAGCCACAAGCAAGAGUGGCUCGUUUGGAACCGAGUCCCUCACUCCGGGAAAGAAACGCCCACGAUCUCCAGAUGAUGCAGACACCCGAAGCCAGAGCAACGACCCUCGUGAAGCCAUCAGCACUUACGAACCAGACACGGCCGAGACCACGCGUUAUGUUGGCCAGAAUAGCAUACCAGCUUUGCUCAGAGAACGGACAGCAGCAAACGAACCCCAGGACGUCAACGAGAUACGCCAAGACAUGCGGUCCCUCCUCGGCCUCGACAACUCGGCACCCUUCCCGCUCAUGUCUUCCCGUCAUCUCGACCGGCUGACCUCUGACAUUUCGGCCGAACUUCCCUCUGACCGGGAAGUCAUGAAGCUAUUCCGAACCUACAAGGAGAUUCCCCAGCCAUUCUGGGGGUUUGUCAUUGACAUUGACGACCUUGAAUCUCGACUCAUGGUGUACCUGGAGGACAGAGCAAAAAAUGCCAGGGCGUCCACCAAAGCCACGAAACCCGUCUCUGCGUCAUGGCUAGCCAUCUUACCAAAUCUGGACUCCAUCCAGGCCUUGCUCAUGACGAGCUUUGUGUUGCUUAACGACAUGAAGGCCGAGGCAUCGUGGGCAUUGAUGGGCCUCACUUGCCGCCUAGCCCAGUCUCUUGGCCUUCAUCGGCCACAACAACUAGAUGGUCGGCCGAGCCCAGAAGCGGAGAAGAGAGAGGUGUCACGCCGAAAACUUUGGUAUGUACCACGCCUGACUACUCACCCACGCAACAUGUAUAAUUUGUCCUGA